UUGCCACGUGGCCGCCAUAUUUGAUUUGGCUGGUCUAUUUUGGAGCGGAGUGAAUGAGUUUGUAAAGUUUACUGGACAGAAAUUAUUUUUCUUCUCAUCUUAGGAUCGGGACUACCUGUACUCAAAGCACUUCACAUUCUCAACUCUUCCUUUUUACGUAGGAACGUGACAGUUUUGUUUUGAAUGCCUGGCAGGAAAUCCCAGAAGAGAUGAUCACGUAGUGCCGUACGUGUUGUUGUUUAUAUUCCAUCAUUCGUGAGAUUUAAAGGCACGUAACAUAUGACCUGCGCCAGGUAACAAAGGUGAGAGAAACCUGUUGGGCAGGUGAGAAGAAAGGUGACUUUUAUUCCGAGGGAGAGAGAGUUGGAUAUUUUUCAAGAUAGACGACGAACGGGUGCCUAGUAUCAUGUCGGGCCGCAGCAACAACUGGCCGUUCGUGUUAAACCUGGGGAACUCCAUCAUAGGAGUCAGUAUCCUCGCCAUGCCCUAUUGUUUUAAACAGUGUGGCAUACUGCUGGGGUCCCUGCUGCUGCUGUGUUCAGCCUACCUCACCAGAGUCUCCUGUAACCUGCUACUCAAGACAGCUUUCGCAGCACGGAAACGCUCCUACGAGUUCUUGGCCUUACAUACUUUUGGAGCAGCAGGAAAAUUAGCUGUAGAACUAAGUAUUAUAGGGCUGCUGCUGGGAACAUGUGUGGCUUUCUAUGUCAUCAUUGGUGACUUGGGACCUGCUAUCAUUGCAGAGAUGACAGGACUAGAGAAUACAGCCAGUCUGCGGGCGGGGCUGCUGGUGUUUGUUGCCAUAGCGAUAGUCACGCCCCUAGGGAUGAUGAGGGACAUCACCAGCUUCACAGCUGUCAGCACCAUGUCUCUUCUCUUCUACUCUGUCUUCAUCAUCGAGGUUUUAAUGUGGGCGAUUCCAAACCUGGUGUCAGGAGCGUGGAUCCAGAGAGUGGAGAUGUGGAGACCUGCAGGCAUCUUCCAAUGUCUCCCCAUCUUCUCUAUGGCAUUCGCUUGUCAAACGUUGGCUUCUUUGGUUAUGUUGCUUUCUGUGAGCUGGUUAAGGGUGAUGUGUUGCUGAACUUCUCCUCCACCUUCAUGGCAGAAGUAGUGAAGAUGGGGUUCUGUCUGUCUGUGGCCGUCAGCUUCCCUCUCAUGAUCUUCCCCUGCAGACAGAGCAUCGACACACUGUUCUUCAGAAAACAUGUCCCAACAUUAGAGAACAUCCCAACCGGAGGAAACUACAUCCCCCCUCUGAGGUUUAAAGCCAUCACUAUGAGCAUCAUUAUCUUUUCCCUCAUCACUGGGAUUGUCAUCCCUAACAUUGAGACAGUCCUGGCGCUGACCGGAUCCACUACAGGAGUGCUGAUCUGUUUCGUGUUCCCCUCUCUCAUGUUCCUCAAUGUCUUCAGUUCACAAAGUUCAGGCAAAAUCACAGCACAGAUAGCCUUGUUUGUAGGCGUGAGUGUACUCGUGGCCAGUACGUACACAACACUGACUACACCCGGGGAGGCCCCAGAUGUCGCAGUCAAACCUGUUGUGGACAAUGUACCAGACUUUGCAGUGAGAAAUGUGAUUGGAGAUGCAGACCAGAAUAAUGCCAUGGAGUCUCUACAGUCCCUUGGAGGUGGGUCGGACCAAGGUGAUGGAAACCAUGGGGGAGGACAAGAUGAAGGGGAAGAACAUCAAAAAGACAAAGAAAAUGUUCAGGUUGAUGUGCCUGAUGUGAAGGCAGGUAAAGAAAAGGACCAGGAAGUACAGAUUGACAAACCAGGAGAAAAGGACGAAGAGGAAGAGGAGAAGGAGAAAGACAGGGAACAGGAGGAGGAAAAAGAUAAGGAUGACAGCAGGCUGGAGCCCCCCAUUCCACAUGAACCAAAGGAGCCCAACAAAGACAUGGAGGACGUCAAACCUGACAAUGCAGAUCUGGAGGAGCAGUGGGAGCAACAUCACAAGGAUGAAGAUGAGAAGAAGGAUGAAGACCAGGAUGGAGAUGGAAAAGAUCCAGAUGACAGAGAGAUAGAAGAUUUUGAAGACAAGGAAGACAAGAAAGAAUCUGCCAAGAAACAUGAAAAGCAACUAGACUUGAGGGAAGCAGGUGAUAAACAUCAAGUGAAGGAAGAAGAUGACAUGAAGAAAGAUAAUGCUGCUGAAGAGGAUGUCAGGAAAGAGCUUGAAGACAAAGAGCAUGAAGACAAAGACAAGAAAGAGCAUAAAGACAAGGAGCCCAAAGACAAGGAGGAGGAAGAUGAAGAAGAGAAAGAUGAGGGACAAAAGAAACAGCUGCUGGACAUCAUCCAAAAGCAGCAGGAACAGCAGGAGAAGCUGUUGGAGGUACAGCAGCAGCUGUUGGAUGAGCUGAAAGAGCACAAGGCUAAAGAUGUAGGCGAUGGAGACCAGCAGAAACAAGAUGGAGACCACAUCGGUGUGCCCCAAGAGCCUAGGGGUGUUGUGCUACAGAACGCAGACAUCCAACAGCAGCAAGGGUUUGUAGACGCGGGGCUAAACCAGGCUAUGGUGGAUGGAAAUUUACAACAGAAAGGUGUCGGAGAUGUUCUGCAGCAAGGUCGUGUUGUGGACAUGGGGCUACAACAACAGCUAGGGGAUGGGCAAUUGCACCAAGAUGCAGCUCCCAAAUUGCACCAGCCUGUUGAUGUUGCAGCAUUGCAGCAAAUGGGUGCAGGAGAUGCAUUACAGCUUGGUAAUCUUCAACAGGGGGGUAUGGCAGACCUUGGGCAUCAGCGAGGCAACGUUGUGAACAACAAUGAGGUUAUAGUAAACAAUGCCGCACUAGAGGUUGCAGAACUCCAUCAGGGUAUUUUGGCAAACGCUGGGAAGCAGCAAGGAAUAGUUGACAAUGUUGGAGUCCAGCAGGGCCAUCUAGUCAAUGGGAACUUGAAGCAGGCUGCUCCAAUGGACAAUGCAAGGAUGGAUCAAGGAAUCGCAGCAGACGGAAAGCUUAAGUUAUCAAAGCAAGAUGUUGUCCCUCAUCAAGACAUUGGGAGGCAGGUAGACCAAGGGCAGGGAAUAGUAAACAACAUCAUUCAGCUUGACCAAGAUAAAGCAAUACAACAAAAGCAAGACGUCAACAUACACCUAAAUCCAGUUGACAGCAAGAAAGCAGUAGAGAAGCAUGUUGGAGGAUUAGACCUGGAUGUCAAGCCUGCUCAAGACGGAUUGCCUGAUGCAAACCCUGCACACCGUAGAGUGGAGAGAGAUGUUGGUGGCCUGGAGAUAGUAGAGGUGCCAAAAGAUGGUCUAGCACAAGCUGCUGAUCAACUACAGGUCCAGCCUGCAGAAGGACUUCAGCAGGGUUCUGUCAAAGACAACAUCAAUGCAGAAGGCAAGAAGCUCAACAAUAAUGAUGGUCUGGUCAAGAUGGAAGCACCAAAAGAGGAGGUAGUAAACAAGAAUCAGUUAAAUCGGGACUUGAAGUAUCAUGCAACAGUUAAACCAGCAAAGGUCCUUGUAUCAGAUAAAGGCAAUGAUGAAAGCAAAGCAAAGGAGGAAAUCCUUCAGAAUUCACCAGGUGAUGACAUGAAAGGCAAGGAAGAAGAAAAUUUGAAGUUUGAAGAGGCAAAACAUGACAUAGAAGAGGAAAAAGAUGAUAAAUGGGAUUUCAACAAUUACAAGAAGGAGGAAAACCUUCCUUUAGAUGAGAACAAUAAUGUAAAAAUGGUCAUUGAUGGUGAUAAUCUUAAAAAAGACUUGGUAGGUCAAGCUGAAGGUCACAACCUCGUCAAUCUAGCUCAGGUGAGGGAUCUCAAAGCCCAUCCUGACAAGAAGGAUGAUCAUGAUCAUAGAAAAGAGUUCAGGAAAUAGACUUUGAAUUUUAUUUAGAUCUGGUGUAAAAUGGUUAACUAAUACUUGGUGACUUCAUAAAACUGCCAUUCUUAAAAUUCAACGCUUUGUAACAAUACUAAUGAGAUUUUGAGGUGCUGAAAACAGUCCAACGCUGUACAGCUUUCAACUGUCAUAUCUCUGUGUAUACAGCAUCAUCUCUGCAUCUAAUGACAACUGUGAAUAGUGCUGCAUGUGUACUUUAAAGCAAGUAGGGUGUAGCAACAUUUCAGGACAGGUUGGACACUGGUACAUUUGAUAAUAAGGCAUCAUGACAAUCUGAAUAGCUCACAUCUAAAACACAUGUAGAACUGUGACGUAGACUCAGAAGAAUCUUCUGUGAAGAUUUCAGCAUUUUUCAAUCUUAUUUUAUUUCAGCUGUCAAGUUUACCAGAUAUUCCAUCAUUACCUAAAGAUGUCUUUAAUUCAAGGUGUUAGAAAGUAUACAUAAUAUGUACAUACUACAGAGUUGAACAAAAUUCCAGCAAUAGUUGUAUUAACUAGUAUUACAUAUCUGUACCUAGGAUCUGUCUUACUACACUUGUUGCCUGUGGUACAUAUGAAUCUGUUGCAAGCGCUAGCUGUAAAACAGUAUUAGGUGGGGCCUUGAUACAGUUUUGUAAGAUAUUCAUGUACAAAGCAAAUGGUUUAUGGGGAGGUCAUCGUAAUAAGACUUUCACUAUGUAAAGAUUGAAGCAUUUUGCACACAGGAAUGCACUAGCCUCUGGUUGAGAAAAGGCACUUGUAGAAAACUUCUCAUGUAGACAGUAGAGCAUCAUGCAAACUGCAAUUAUGGUUUAUCAUUCUCUUUAACUUGCCUUAAGAAACUUAAAUGUAGAAUAUAACUUCUGGUGAGGAGCUGUAAUUCAUACGUGUAAAUGUUAUGCCAUAUCCCUGACAUCUAUGUCAAACGUCAGCACAUGUAUUUUACCUUCCAUGUUGUGUAUAUUUGAAUGUACAUACAGGAAAGGAUCACAAUUUAAAAAAUAUCAUUUUUUUCUUACACUAACAUAAUAAAGUGACUGUGGGUAGAA
Messenger RNA from Branchiostoma floridae (Florida lancelet), 4874 nucleotides. RefSeq names its product putative sodium-coupled neutral amino acid transporter 10. Lineage: Eukaryota; Metazoa; Chordata; Leptocardii; Amphioxiformes; Branchiostomatidae. Gene Ontology annotation, molecular function: amino acid transmembrane transporter activity. The record is from RefSeq and is a predicted model, not a curated record. Gene Ontology annotation, biological process: amino acid transmembrane transport.